Gopherus evgoodei (Goodes thornscrub tortoise) is the source of this 5571-nucleotide messenger RNA. It is a transcript of the gene D2HGDH, whose product is annotated as D-2-hydroxyglutarate dehydrogenase. Gene Ontology annotation, cellular component: mitochondrion. The record is from RefSeq and is a predicted model, not a curated record. The coding region runs from base 157 to 1833 and encodes 558 amino acids. The transcript has 10 exons. Gene Ontology annotation, molecular function: FAD binding; catalytic activity. NCBI's taxonomy places the organism in Eukaryota, Metazoa, Chordata, Testudines, Testudinidae.
CCGCCCCGUGGGUCCCACUCUAACAAGGCGGCCUGGGGGGCGGGACUUUCUCAGGAAACCGUCGCUCGGUUUCUGGUCGGCUGGACGCAAAGCGGUCGGGGGCGCCUUUGUGUGACGUGGCGGGCGAGGCGGCCGCAGACCCGGGCUCGGGCAACCAUGACAGUUUCCUCUCUCGUCCAGCUUCGUUUGGUUUGGUGCUGUUGGACCCUACCAAGAUGGCAGAUGAACGGCCAUAAGAGACCCUUGGCAGUGUGGACCAGUGCUACUGCUCAGUGGACACUUAAGCAGAAAAAACUAGCAGAGCUAUACAGGAUACCAAUGUCCAGGCCAUCCAUCUUAUCAGGCACCAGUCUGCUGGGCAAGCGAGCUCUCUCUACAACUUCCAGCAGCCCCAAGGAAGUGAUGCUGACUAGUGAGCAGUAUGGUGUGAAGAGGCUGCCUUUCUCUCAUGUUUCUGAUAGUGAUAUAGCCUUUUUUGAGCACCUUAUACCUGGCAGAGUCAUCACUGACCCAGAUGAAUUGAGACUGUUUAAUGUGGACUGGCUGCAGUCAGUCCGAGGCUGCAGUAAGAUGUUACUGAGGCCACGGACAGCAGCAGAGAUAUCUGAGAUUCUCAGGUAUUGUAACAAAAGGAAGCUGGCAGUAAACCCCCAGGGAGGUAACACUGGCCUUGUAGGGGGAAGCGUUCCUGUCUUUGAUGAGAUUAUCAUCUCCACAGCUCUGAUGAACCAGGUCAUCAGCUUCAACAGUGUGUCUGGAAUCCUUGUUUGCCAGGCUGGCUGUAUUUUAGAGAACCUGAACCAGUAUCUUGAGGAGCUGGACUUCAUCAUGCCACUUGACCUUGGAGCCAAGGGCAGCUGCCACAUUGGUGGUAAUGUGGCAACAAAUGCAGGAGGCCUGAGGCUGUUGAGGUACGGCUCUCUCCGAGGGACAGUUCUGGGACUGGAAGUGGUCCUGGCUGAUGGCUCCAUUCUGAACUGCUUGGCUUCUCUGCGGAAGGAUAAUACUGGCUAUGAUCUGAAGCAGCUUUUCAUUGGGUCAGAGGGGACUUUGGGGAUCAUUACUGCUGUCUCUAUCCUCUGUCCACGGAAACCCAAGUCUGUGAAUCUGGUCUUCUUAGGUUGUCAGAGUUUCUCUCAGGUUCUUGGAACUUUCACUACCUGCAAAGGCAUGCUGGGAGAGAUCCUGUCUGCAUACGAAUUCAUGGAUGACAAGUGCAUGAAAUUGGUUGAGAACCACCUCAAAUUGUCCAACCCAGUGACAGGAAACCCCUUUUAUAUUUUAAUUGAAACAUCAGGCUCCAAUUCUGUACAUGAUGAAGAAAAGCUGAACAACUUCUUGGAACAUGUCAUGGCCUCUGGUUUGGUGACUGAUGGGACUGUGGCCACAGAGGAUAAGAAAAUAAAGAUGUUGUGGUCUCUGAGGGAGCGGAUCACAGAGGCCCUAACUCAUGAUGGCUGUGUUUACAAAUAUGACCUCUCACUCCCUGUGGAGAGACUAUAUGACCUUGUGAUUGAUACCAGGGCUCGACUGGGCAAGACUGCCAAGAAUGUGGUUGGCUAUGGCCAUCUAGGAGAUGGAAACCUGCACUUGAACAUCACAGCUGAGUCCUACAGCCAUUCCCUGCUGGAUGCCAUUGAGCCAUUUGUGUAUGAGUGGACUGCACAGUAUAAUGGCAGUAUCAGUGCAGAGCAUGGAUUGGGCUUCAAGAAGAAGCAUUACAUUCAAUACAGUAAGCCAAAGGAGGCAGUCCUUCUGAUGCAGCAGGUCAAGGCCAUGUUGGACCCCAAAGGGAUUCUGAACCCUUACAAGACACUGCCAGCUAGUUCCUGAGAGCUUCGUGCUGCUGAGAAAUAGGUGUAUAUCCUGUUGUAUCGACUGUAUCUCUAGCUCAUAACUGCACUUUAGACUCUGAGAGACUGAACAAUGUUCAAAGCUGCCUUGCUCACUUUAUGAUUGUACUGAAAUGGUAAAGGACUGCAAUUCCUCCUCCCAGUAUUAUCCAUCAUUGGACGAGCUCUGACCGUCCAGAAAGCAGAGAUCAGUAGCGGCCAAAGCCACACAGGCUUCCUCAUGGCUCUGAAAGUUCAAACUGAGUAUACAUAUAUAAGGGGCCUACCUGCCAGUCCCUCCCAUGCUACAGUGCUUAGAACUAUCUCCCAUCCCAGUCCAGCUGGUGGAACCCUUGAAAAGCCUUAACUCUAUAAUGCUCUGUUGAUGGCUUUUCCUCUCUACUUUAGAUUGCGUCUGUUAUUUCAUUUAUAGUCCAUGCUUGUGGAUGUUAGAGCUACAUGCAGCAAGAAGAAAGUGUACACAGCAUCUAGAUUUGGGAGACCAUCUGCUCUUUCUAUCACUUUCUGCCAAUGGGGCAGUUUAAAAUCUCUGUUCUUCUUACUCUAUAUAGCAAGAUAAUUUAUAGCCUGUUUUCAAACACAAGCCUACAACUUUGCAUAUGCAAAUUGUUACACCUGCGGCUUAGUCCUCUUCGAUCUAGGUAUGUGAUUUGUGGGUGCAGUCAGCUAUGAAAAUGGAAGAUUAAAUUCUCGUGGAUCUCAGGGAUGUAGAUGGCAGGAUUAUGGCAGUGAUGUUCCUGAUCCUGGAAUUAUAGGUAUUUUCCCCUCACUUGCUCAUAGUUGUAUGUAUGUGGGGUAAUUUUGGCACAGUUGUUAAAUUCAUGGCAGUGGUAAUAAUUUGCUAAGCUCCACUAGGUGUCCAACAGGCAGUGGGCAUCAUGAUCAUAUCUUUGUCCCUAUAUCUCCCAACUGAGAUCCACUAUGUUUAGAGUGUCUUUAUAGCAUUUGUCUCACUAGCACCAAGCCAGAGUUAACAAUUUGUGCUGACACUUGGAUACUACAGUUAUAGGCAUGCUAGAAAUACUGUAGUUGGUACCCAGAGUAGGGUUUCCAGUAAUGUCAACCCCUCAGUAAUCUUUCCUUUCGCACAGAUAAUACAAACGUGAGAUCAGAGGUAUAAACAGCAUCCCAUCAACAACACCCUGAGCCAAAGGCAGCUUUGGGCUAAACCGGCGGAAGGGCUGGAGAUGCCAUGAAAGCGCUGCCUUUACCAGGACAUAAUUUUGCCCCUUCCAUUCGCAGUACCCUUGCUUGGUUUAAAAGAGAAUGUAAUCAUCCUGUGCACAGAUCUUGUAAAGUCAUAGAAGUAGACUGCAGUCUUGUAUUAGAUUUUGGCUAAACUGGUGAUUAUGUAUUUCUGGUGAUUUCUAGACAGUAUUUGGUCCUGCCAUGAGGACAGGGGACUGGACUCGAUGACCUCUCGAGGUCCCUUCCAGUCCUAGAGCCUAUGAGUCUAUGUAUCAAACUAGGCUGUUUUGAUGGGAAAGAUUGUAUUGUGGCACCACGGAAUAGAAGAGGCCAGUUUAUAAAGACAGCGUCUGGUUAUGCUUGCAUUUUGGUAAUCCGCAAGGAAGAGAAAGGAGAAAAUAUACAUGUUAAGGAGGGUACAUACAUUAAUUUUCAAAAUAUUCUUUGUGGAUUGGGGGUAUUAGCCACUUGACAGACAUCUCUGCUUCCUUCCCCUGUGUUGCACAGCAGAGAGAGAAAUGUAGGUGCAUUGAUUGUACAGAAAGAGGAGUUAAGAAGCUGGGCAGCAGGAAAGGUGACUACAUAUCGGUAGCAUGAUUCCGUACUUCUUAGUCACUGGCAGCUCCUCAGCACCAAAAAUAUGCAAGUAAAACCCCAUUUGAAAUGGGGGGCUUGGCCUGCUGAAGGGCAGUGGAAUUGAGGAACAGAUUGUCUGUAUGUCCUAAGCCCAUAAGAUCCUAGUGUAACAACCAUGAACUCCUCCUCCCUCUGGCUACAAUACACCAAUAGGCAGAGCGCAACCAACGGCAGUGUUACAUGGGAAGUAGUCAUGCUGGCCAGAAGCCUGAGAGAAGUGCAGAAGGGCAUGUGUAUACCAGGCCAGGUUUGUGGGAUUUCACUGUUCUAACUGAAAACAAGUCUGAAAUGAACCUUUUCUGUCUCAGGACAAACAUUUACAUUUAAUGAGAAUCAUACAUGCAAUGGAAAAUGUUAUCUGGCAGGGACUUGGGGUUUGACUACUUAAAACUUGAUCAGAAUUUAAAAAAAAAUGACACUAUUUUAAUUCACAAAAUCUUGUAUAAUGUUUUGCCAGUAUUAUACCCUAGUCUAAAUGGAGACCUCAGUCUUUCUUAGGAGAACAGCUGGAGAACCUUGGUGUUAUUUUCAGUGAUCUUCUAAUGAAUAUAUGUUUUUUAUGACUGUAUAAGAAACUUGAUAAAAUAUAAGAGUUAUUAAAAACAAGUCAGUGUUUAUUUUUAUUAUAAUUGCACCAGUCAGGUUUCAUUUCUUGUAUCCUUAGUGUAAGCAGGAGCUCCUCUUAUGCUCUGACCAAAACCUAUACAACCUAGUAUGAUACAGCCUCUUUGCACUACUCAGUGGCACGGAGGCUGUAACUCAAACAGAUCUGGUCCUGCAGGAAUUCCUCUGGCUGAGUGAGUUUCCCCGCACCAGGGGAUAUAUUGUGGGCAUGGCCUGAGUAAUGCUGUGUUCUGACUAUUUCCAAUUGCUUCAAUGGCUCUUUGGGGGCAGGAGAAUGAAGUUUAGAGGAGCCAGGAGCUGGGACGCACAAAGGUAGCAUACAGCCUUCUUUGUCCCCAUUUGUAUGAGUCCUGCAUCAACACAGCUUGGCCACUCCCACAAUCUGAGCAACUGUAUUUAGUCCAAACAUAUAUUCCUUCCUGGGAAUUGGCUUUAUUGGUAACAUGAAUCUACGUUUUCUUCCCAAGUUUGACUGUUCCUGGGGUUUCUGUGCACACACUUCUCUGUUCUAGACCCCAGUUCUCACUUCUAAAAAGAGCAACUUCCACCUCCCUCGUAACCAGAGUGGAAUUAGCGAGCCAUACCUGCCAGUGAGAUUCCAUCCCCUUAUCCAUUCUCUCAGGGCAGGGAAGCAGUCAGGCUGUCCAUAGCUUGGAAACCAAACUUGGUGAAACAAAUCCUCUGCAUGAGUUCUUCAUGAGGGCUAAGUGUUGAUCCAUUUUGCACAGCAAGGUCUUUGACUUGAAAGUGAAUGAGAAAUGGUUGGACCAGUCUUGGAAAAUGAGCAGUUACUCUGAGUCACAUACCUCAGAAAUGGCUUGGCUGGAAAACUUCCAACUUAGAUAGAAUUCCACAGGAGCUUCAGACAGGGCAGGAGAGACAUCAGGUGGAAAGAAUUUAUCAGGAUAACUAGUAUGUCUCAGUUCAGGCUUAGAAUGGAAAUAAAUGCUUUCAGAUUUUGCCAUAAAGUCACUAUUAUGACUCCAUAAUAAUCAAUGUUUCCUAAAAAGAUAGAAAAAUUGAAAACAAUUUCAGUACUUAUUGAAUGGGAAGAGAUUGGCACUAAACAAUUGUAAGUCCAUGGUAAGUAUAAAAUGCUACAUUUCCAUUUAAUUAAGUUUCAUGUUUUACACUGGAGAAGAGGAAUCACAGAAAUAGAUAAUUCUAGGGAAUGUUAGUUAUGCAUUCAAUAGCACUUUGUGUGUAGACUGUGUGAUGUUGCAGUCUAUAUGAUUUUAUAAAAAUUUGAUAAUGAGUGAAUAUAAUGUAA